AAAAACUGGCGCCCUAACCCCUCUCCGUAUGUAUUACGCAAGCACAUACCGGAUACGUUCUCAUUAUCUUCCAUUUAUAGGCCACCCCACCUCCAGUAUCCACCGAUCCCACUCUCCACCGCCGAAACCCUUCACAACGGUAAAAAAAAUGGCGCCCAAAUGCCUUUCCUUGUUCAUGUCUUCUCUAUCGCUUCCUCACCCUAUCUUAAUCACUAGACCUAAUUUCGUCAAAUUUUACGCCAAACACACUCCCAUCGUUUGCAAGUCCACGCAAUCGCCGUCCCAAACCCGACAGACAGUCUCAGAAAUACCAGAACAAGAGGGGGCUGGGGCUGCUGCUCCAACCCGAGGCGAGCGGUUCCUCGAGCGCGAACAAGCCAUUGAGGCUGCUAAGCUAAUUGCGAAGGAGAUGAAGAAGCACAAGAAGAAGAAAGAAAAAGCGUUGAAGGUUUCGAAAUCAAUUGCAUGUUGUUACGGUUGUGGAGCUCCAGUACAGACAUCCGAAGUGGAUGCUCCGGGUUACGUGGAGCCAAGUACCUAUGAAUUGAAGAAGAAACACCACCAGCUUAGAACUUGUAUUUGCGGUAGGUGCAAGCUUCUGUCACAUGGACACAUGAUAACCGCUGUCGGAGGUAAUGGAGGCUAUUCUGGAGGGAAGCAGUUUAUUACAGCUGAUCAGCUUCGGGAGAAAUUGUCUCACUUACGCCUUGAAAAGGCUCUAAUUGUUAAAUUGGUUGACAUUGUGGAUUUUAACGGAAGCUUUUUAGCUCGUGUGCGUGAUCUUGCUGGUGCAAACCCCAUAAUAUUAGUUGUGACCAAGGUUGAUCUUCUUCCAAAAGGGACUGAUCUUAAUUGCGUUGGAGAUUGGGUGGUGGAGGCCACCACAAAGAAGAAGCUUAAUGUUCUGAGCGUACACCUUACAAGUUCGAAGUCUUUAGUAGGAGUUACUGGUGUUGCAUCGGAAAUCCAACUAGAGAAAAAGGGACGGGAUGUUUACAUUCUGGGAUCUGCUAAUGUUGGGAAAUCGGCAUUCAUCAAUGCAUUACUACAUGUGAUGGCACAACGGGAUCCGGUAGCUGCAGUGGCGCAAAGAUACAAGCCGAUACAGUCAGCUGUUCCUGGAACUACCUUAGGUCCUAUUCAAAUUGAUGCUUUCCUUGGAGGAGGGAAACUAUAUGACACACCUGGAGUUCAUCUCCACCAUAGGCAAGCUGCAGUGGUUCAUUCAGAAGAUUUACCUGCUCUGGCUCCUCAAAGUCGGCUUAGGGGUCAAUCUUUCCCUAAUGCUCGGAUGGCCUCAGAAGUUGAAAUAGGGGACAAAAUUAAGUCCAAUGGCUUGAAUGGGCUUUCGAUUUUUUGGGGAGGUCUUGUCAGGAUUGAUGUCUUAAAGGUUCUUCCAGGAACACGUCUAACAUUCUACGGACCAAAGGCAUUGCAGCUUCAUAUGGUACCCACUGAGAAAGCUGAAGAAUUUUAUCAGAAAGAAAUUGGAGUCCUACUAACGCCACCAAGUGGAAAGCAAAGAGCAGAUGACUGGAGAGGUCUUGAAACAAUGCGUCAAUUGCAAAUAAAUUUUGAAGAUGCUACAAGGCCUGCCAGUGAUGUGGCUAUAUCAGGUCUUGGAUGGUUUUCAGUUGAACCCAUAUGCAAAUCACUGGGGAGUUCUGAUUUAAAUACGGAAGAAAUCGCCAAGGAACUUCAUUUUGCAGUCCAUGUCCCCAAGCCAGUCGAAAUUUUUGUUCGGCCUCCAUUUCCGGUGGGCAAGGCUGGAGCAGAGUCGUACCAAUAUCGGGAUUUGACGGAGAUGGAAGAAGCAGCAAGACCGAAGUGUUAUCAUUGAUUUUUGACAGAUUUUUUGGUGAUGUAUUUGUGCAAGAUGAAUUGUAGAUACAUCACGGUUGAGGAAGAAAAGAAACGAAAGGCAGUGGAAUUUUGUAAAUAUAACUGUAGAAGUUGUAGCUGGUGCGGGGACACAGGAUGAAGGUUCUUGAAGUCAUUGCAAAGGAAGCCGAUUUGCACCAACUAAACAUCGACUCGAGCACAGUUCAGUGUGCCAUCUCGCUUCCCCAGAGCCCAUUUCUGCCAGGAUUUUCUUCUUGUAUCCACAUAUUUGGGAACAAUACACAAAUGAACAUCAGAAACAGUGGAGUGUAUUAUACAUAUGAUGAGCUCGACUCACCAAUGAUAAUAUGAUAGUCCAUUAA
Tripterygium wilfordii is the source of this 2204-nucleotide messenger RNA. RefSeq names its product NO-associated protein 1, chloroplastic/mitochondrial. Gene Ontology annotation, molecular function: GTPase activity; GTP binding. NCBI's taxonomy places the organism in Eukaryota, Viridiplantae, Streptophyta, Magnoliopsida, Celastrales, Celastraceae. Bases 29 to 1840 code for a protein of 603 amino acids. The transcript has 13 exons. The record is from RefSeq and is a predicted model, not a curated record.